CUCGCCCGCGCUCCGCCGUCUUCCGUCUCUUCUUCCCCAGCUCGUUCAGCCGCUGCCGGAGUAGUACCUCUCUCAGUCCAAUCGCCUCCCCACUUCCCGACGUCCACGAAUCAUUACUCUCUGCCGGCAGCUGAACUCCCUCUCCUCCUCUCCAUCUCUGCAGCGUCCCCGCAUUCCUUCCCUAAUUCUCCCCUUUCCCCUAACUGGACCUCGUAUUUCUUCUGCAAUCGCUUCUCUUCAAGUAUACCGUUGUGGAAAUUACUGUUUGAGUUGUUGUUGGAAGGAAGGAUGGGGAUAUUCGAGCCUUACAGAGCGAUUGGGUACAUAACGAGUGAAGUUCCCUUCUCCGUUCAGCGGUUGGGUACUGAGAAUUUCGUCACAGUCAGCAUAGGGAAGGCUUUCCAGGUUUACAACUGCUCUAAGCUCACUUUGGUGCUCGUCAGCCCUCAGCUUCCUGGCAAGAUUCGUGCUCUCACCUCUUAUCGGGACCUCACUUUCGCGGCGUAUGGUAGCCACAUUGCUGUUUUCAACCGUGCUCAGCAGGUUACUACAUGGAGCAGACAUAGUGCCAAAAUUGGUCGAUUGUUGCUAUUUGGAGAACAUGUCCUAAGUGUUGAUAUCGAUGGGAAUUUGUUUAUAUGGGCUUUUAAGCCUAUUGAAGAGAAUCCUGAUCCAAUUGGACGCAUCAAGUUGGAUGAUGGUUUCACUCCCUCAUGUAUAAUGCACCCAGAAACUUAUCUGAAUAAGGUAGUGCUUGGGAGCCAGGAAGGUUCAAUGCAGCUGUGGAACAUCAGUACAAAGAAAAAGCUUUAUGACUUUAAGGGGUGGAAGUCAUCAAUUACCAGUUGUGUGUCAUCACCAGCACUCGAUGUGGUUGCUGUGGGUUGUAUUGAUGGGAAGAUUCAUGUACAUAAUAUUCGGUAUGAUGAAGAGUUGGUCACUUUUACUCAUUCUAGCCGAGGUGCAGUGACAGCCUUGUCAUUCAGUACAGAUGGACAGCCACUUUUGGCAUCUGGAGGUUCAUCCGGUGUUAUUAGCAUAUGGAAUCUUGAGAAAAGAAGGCUUCAGUCGGUAAUUGGAGAGGCUCAUGACAGUUCAAUUGUCUCUUUGCAUUUUUUUGCCAAUGAACCUGUGCUAAUGAGUGCCGCAGCAGAUAACUCCAUAAAGAUGUGGAUUUUUGACACAAGUGACGGGGAGCCUCGCCUGCUACGUUUUCGAAGUGGACACAGUGCUCCUCCACUUUGCAUAAGCUUCUAUGCAAAUGGGAGACACAUUCUCUCUGCUGGUCAGGAUCGUGCAUUUCGGCUCUUCUCUGUUAUCCAGGAUCAACAAAGCAGAGAGCUGUCACAGCAUCAUGUAUCAAAACGUGCCAAGAAACUCAAACUCAAGGAAGAGGAGCUGAAGCUGAAGCCUGUUAUUGCAUUCGAUUGUGCUGAAAUUAGGGAGCGUGAUUGGUGCAAUGUUGUUACCUGUCAUAUGGACACAUCGGAGGCAUAUAUAUGGAGGCUUCAGAAUUUUGUUCUUGGCAAGCAUAUCUUGAGACCAUCUCCGCAGAAUCCAACACCUGUAAAGGCCUGUGCCAUCAGCGCAUGCGGCAAUUUCGCAGUUCUGGGGACAUCAGGUGGUUGGAUAGAACGAUUCAACCUUCAAUCAGGACAUAGCCGAGGUAGUUACCUCGACACAUCAGAAAGAAAUGGUGCCCACAAAGGGGAAGUAGUAGGAGUUGCUUGUGAUUCAACAAACACCCUAAUGAUAAGUGCAGGGUAUCAUGGAGACAUAAAGGUUUGGGAUUUUAAAGGACGUGAAUUAAAAUCCCGAUUGGAAGUUGGCUGUUGUCUAGUUAAGGCUGUCUAUCAUCGAUACAAUGGUCUUCUGGCUACUGUUGCUGACGAUUGGAUCAUCCGAGUUUUUGAUGUCGUGGCAUUGAGAAUGGUUCGCAAAUUUCAAGGCCACACAGAUCGAAUUACAGACCUGUGUUUCAGUCAAGAUGGGAAAUGGCUUUUGUCUUCUAGUAUGGAUGGCACUCUACGAAUAUGGGAUGUCAUCUUAGCCAGACAGAUCGAUGCAGUACAUGUAGAUGUGGCUAUCACGGCUUUGUCUUUGUCUCCAAACAUGGAUAUUUUAGCCACUACUCAUGCUGAGCAAAAUGGUGUCUAUCUAUGGGUGAAUCAGUCGAUGUUCUCUCGAAGCUCGUCCGUAGAUUCUUACGCGAGUGGAAAGGAUGUUGUGAAUGUGAAAUUGCCAUCUAUCUCUGCGACGGAAGAUUCUCAUGAGGAAGAUCAUGAUGGGUCUAAUGUCAACAACCAGUCAGUACCUUGCGAGGCAUCUGGUCUGUCAUCUAUCACUCAGGAACAAAUCCCGGGACUUGUAACACUGUCAUUGUUGCCUAAGAGCCAAUGGCAGAGCCUGAUCAACCUAGACAUCAUAAAGGUGCGCAAUAAACCAAUAGAACCACCCAAGAAACCAGAAAAGGCUCCUUUCUUCCUGCCAUCAGUUCCAUCUCUUUCUGGAGACAUUCUGUUCAAACCUAGCGAACCAGCCAAAGAUGAUGAUGGUAUGGAUAUCGAUGAAGCCAAGAAGACGAAAAACAAGGGAAAAUAUGAGACACCAUUAAUACCAGUGUCCAAGUUUACCGAGCUUCUAUAUUCUUGCGCAGAGGCGAACAACUUUUCAGCAUUCACCGACUACAUCAAAGGGCUAUCCCCAUCAAACCUGGACAUGGAGCUUAGGAUGCUUCAAAUAAUCGAUGACAACGACGAGGACAGCAACGAUGAUGAUCCAGAGGAUGUAGAAACGAAGCCAGAACUCAUCGCAAUACAAUGCCUCUUCGAUUAUUUCAUCCACGAAAUAUCCAGCCGCAACAACUUCGAGUUCAUCCAGGCUCUCAUAAGAUUAUUCCUCAAGAUUCACGGCGAAACGGUCAGACGGCAGCCGAGCCUACAAGAUCAGGCAAAGAAGCUGCUGGAGAUUCAGUCAGCAGCUUGGCAGAAGAUAGAUAAGCUGUUUCAGAACACCAGAUGCAUGGUCACUUUCCUUAGCAAUUCGCAGUUUUGAGACCCACUAGAACGAGGAUCACUAGUUGUUUUCUUACCAAUAUUGUUGUAAUCAGUUUUGAUCGAAGCCAAGAGCUAAAGAUUAGUUUUUUCUGAAACUUUUUUUGGUGUAAUGUUAACUGUUAAAGCUCUGGUUUUUCUUUUUUUGCUGUGUCAAUAACUUAAUAUCAUAGCUGCAGAAAUGAAAAGGAUACACUGUUCAGAAUGCCUAUGUCUGACUUUCUUCAAUCUUUGUUGAAAAGAUUUAUUGUGGCUGUGGGCUUCUGACACGUGGAGCCUUCCUCUACCUCUGGCCUACGAAACCUUGUUCGUCUGUGAUAGGCGUGAAAAUGGAGCGAAAAUAUUGCAGAAGAAUUUUGUCAUUAUAAUACUCUACACCUUCUGGAGAAAUCCUACUCCAAUCUCCA
Messenger RNA from Linum tenue, 3460 nucleotides. NCBI's taxonomy places the organism in Eukaryota, Viridiplantae, Streptophyta, Magnoliopsida, Malpighiales, Linaceae. The record is from the annotation of a GenBank genome assembly.